This is a messenger RNA of Aspergillus puulaauensis, 1608 nucleotides long. Its product is annotated as MFS transporter. NCBI's taxonomy places the organism in Eukaryota, Fungi, Ascomycota, Eurotiomycetes, Eurotiales, Aspergillaceae. Gene Ontology annotation, biological process: transmembrane transport. The transcript is spliced from 2 exons. The coding region runs from base 1 to 1608 and encodes 535 amino acids. Gene Ontology annotation, molecular function: transmembrane transporter activity. The record is from RefSeq and is a predicted model, not a curated record.
AUGGAAACUCCCAAUCACCCCCGAGACAUCUCGUUCUGGCGUCUGAUGACGGACCAGCAUGUCGUCACCCACGACAUCGUCGACCACAAAUACCCUGGAUCCGGCACUGAAAGCGACCCCUAUGUCGUGUCCUGGAUCCCAGACGACCCCCGAAAUCCCAUGAACUUCGCCAUGGCCAGAAAAGUACUCAUCGUCUUUGCCACCGGCUUCUCGGCGCUGAUCAUAUCACUAUCGUCCUCCGGCUACAGCGGGAGCAUGGGGCAUAUCAUCCAGCACUUCAACGUCAGCGAAGAAGUAGCCACUCUAGGCCUGUCCCUCUUUGUUAUCGGUUUCUCGCUGGGACCGGUGAUAUGGGCACCACUGAGUGAGAGCAUCGGCAGACAGAUUCCCUUUUUCAUCUCGUUUCUAGCUAUGGCGGCCUUUUGUGCUGGGUGUGCUGGGGCGCAGAAUAUAGAGACCCUUCUGGUUCUGCGCUUCUUCGCCGGUGCCUUUGGUUCAUCACCGCUCACCAAUGCUGGUGGCAUUGUCUCUGAUAUGUUUACUUCCCGCGAGCGCGGCCUUGCACUUCUUCUGUUCGCCGCUACUCCGUAUAUUGGCCCCGCCGUCGCGCCCAUGAUAGGCGGAUUCCUAUCAAUGAACGCCGGCUGGCGCUGGGUUGAAGGUCUCUUCGCCGCAUCCUCAGGCCUAGUCUGGCUCACCGUCACCUUCUCCGUCCCAGAAACCUACGCCCCCGUCCUCCUCCGCAAACGAGCCGCCAAACUCUCCCAGAUAACCGGCCACCACUACCGCAGCAACCUGGACAUUAGACAAAAAGGAGUAACAUUGAGAAAGCGUCUGCAAACCGUGUUCUCACGCCCCUGGAUCCUCCUCUUCACCGAGCCCAUCGUUUUCCUGCUCACCUUCUACGCCGCCCUCAUCUACGGAACACUGUACAUGCUCUUCGCCGCAUUCCCAAUCGUAUACCAGCAAGAGCGCGGCUGGAACCCGGGCGUCGCAGGCCUGCCCUUCCUAGGCGUUCUCAUCGGGAUGCUCUCUGCAACCAUCUACACAAUCUGGGACAACAAGCGCUACAUCAACUGCCAAAACAGUUAUCGGAACGGUGUUGCACCCCCCGAAGCACGCCUGCCCCCUUGUAUGCUCGCCGCAGUCACAAUCCCCACCGGCCUCUUCUGGUUCGCGUGGACAAACUCUCCCUCUAUCCACUGGAUGGCUGGUAUAGCGGCCCUCGUCCCCUUCGGAUUUGGCCUUGUCAUUGUGUAUGUGGGGAUCGUGAACUACCUCGUCGACUCGUAUACGAUCUAUGCGGCGUCCGUGCUUGCGAGUAUGUCUGUUGUCAGGUAUAUGUUUGGUGGCGUUUUCCCGCUUUUCACGAGCUAUAUGUAUAAGGGUCUCGGGAUUCAUUGGGCCUCUAGUAUUCCGGCGUUUGUGGCUGUGGCGUGUAUUCCGUUGCCGUUUGUGUUUUAUGUUUACGGGGAAAGGAUUAGGAAGAGGUGUAAGUAUGCCGCUGUUUCGGCGAAAGAGGUGGGGAUGUUACGGGAGGGUGGUGAUGGUAAUGGCGAUGAGAGGGUGCUGGAGGAAGGGAAUGAGCGGAGGUUGAAAGAAGUAUGA